This is a messenger RNA of Sordaria macrospora k-hell, 732 nucleotides long. RefSeq lists its product as uncharacterized. Gene Ontology annotation, biological process: mitotic spindle assembly checkpoint signaling. Gene Ontology annotation, cellular component: kinetochore; cytoplasm; nucleoplasm. Lineage: Eukaryota; Fungi; Ascomycota; Sordariomycetes; Sordariales; Sordariaceae. The record is from RefSeq and is a predicted model, not a curated record.
AUGUCCUCCAAGGCCCCCGAAAAAGAAAAGGACAAGGACAAGUCCAAGGUGCACCGCCUGUCACUCAAGGGAAGCGCAAAGCUCGUUGCCGAGUUUUUUCAAUACUCGAUCCACACCAUUCUUUUCCAGCGAGGCGUCUACCCAGCCGAAGACUUCACCACAGUGAAAAAGUAUGGCCUAAACAUGCUCGUCUCGGCCGACGACCAGGUCCGCGCAUACAUCAAGAAGAUCAUGUCCCAGCUCGACAAGUGGAUGGUGGGCGGCAAGAUCUCCAAGCUGGUCAUCGUCAUCACCGACAAGGACACUGGCGAGCACGUCGAGAGGUGGCAGUUUGACGUCCAAAUAUUCUCAAAAGCCGCCCAAGCCAAAUCCAAAUCCCAACCUGCCUCCUCCUCCCCCGACGAUAACCAAUCCGCAAACGAGAACGUUGGCGCCGCCUCAAACAUCGCCUCAACUCCCACACCCCCACGCGACAAGACCGAAACCGAGAUCCAAGCCGAGAUCGCCGCCAUCUUCCGCCAAAUCACCGCUUCCGUCACCUUCCUGCCCCAGCUCAGCGGCGACUGCACCUUCAACGUGCUAGUGUACGCCGACGCCGACAGCGACGUGCCGGUUGAGUGGGGUGAUAGCGACGCCAAGGAGAUUGUCAACGGUGAACGUGUCCAGCUGAGGGGGUUCAGCACGACGAAUCAUCGGGUUGAUACGCUUGUUAGCUAUCGUCUUGCGGAUUAA